UUCGCUGGGCAACUUCCACUAGAAUGUAAUUUGCAUCAGGAUGAUAUAAACGCAGUUCAUUUCCAGACGUAUCAGCAUUUAGAACUGACAGCGUGGCCCGUUUGGAUUAACAUAUACAAUUCAAAUAAACCCUGAGAAAACACACAAGAAUGACUCUUCCUCAUCUGAUACAGGACACCCCACUAAAGGCUGUCGAACUUUGUGCCUUGUGCAAGCAGCCCUCAAAGCAUCGUUGCGGAGGUUGUGAAACAGUUACCUACUGUUCAGGGGAACACCAGAAGGAGCACUGGAUUCAACAUCGGGACACAUGCAAGGCAUACAAAAUUCUUACGAACGAUAAAAUUGGAAGAUACGGUGUGGCUAUGCGAACUCUGGAACCAGGGGAGUGUAUUUUGACGGAGUUUCCUGUGGUCAUCGGCCCAAAACCUCACACCUAUGUAAUGUGCCUUGGGUGUUACGCCUCUAUUGACGGCUCGACAUUGUGCUCAAGUUGUGGAUGGCCAGUUUGUGGACCGGGGUGCGAGGCAGCGCCGUGUCAUGCAAACGCGGAGUGCCCAGUGUUCAAAAAUGCAAGAGUUCGUUUCCAGUCGGUAGAAAACUGCAUGGAUGCAUGCCCACAACUGAACUGCGUCACUCCUCUCAGACUGCUUCUCGCCAAGGAAUCGAACCCGGAACGCUGGGAAUCGGAAGUCAGAAUUAUGCAGAAUCAUAAUGAGGAAAGACGAAAGACGCCUCUCUGGGAAAAUAACCAGAUCAACAUCGUGGAAUACCUGAGAGGUGCCUGCAAGCUGGCUGACAGGUUUGACGAAGAGCUUAUCCAUACGGCUUGUGGCAUUCUGGAAAUAAACUGUUUUGAAGUUCAUUGUUCAAAUGGGUCCACGGUCCAGGGUUUAUACCCUCAAACUGCCAUCAUGUCACAUAGUUGUGUGCCCAACACCAGCCAUUGUAUCGUAACUUCAGAGGAGAACAGGCUAUUCCUCCGGACGACCGUCAAGAUUGAGAAGGGCUCUGAGAUUUACACCACGUACACUCACACCCUGAGUCCGACCUUCUUGAGAAGAAGCUUCCUCAAAAAAUACAAGUUCUUUGACUGCAGCUGCCCUAGGUGUUCAGACCCCACGGAACUUGGCACUCACAUGAGUACAAUGAAGUGUCACAAAUGCGAUCUCGGUCUCAUCUUGUCGUCAGACCCUCUGGACCCUCUGGCCCAGUGGAAGUGCACUCACUGCGAAUUCUCCACGCCAGGCAGUGCGAUAGAGAGGGUGUUCUCCGUGAUCCAGGAUGAACUGGACCAGCUGGAAUGCGUGCUGUUGGGUGAAGAGGCGGUGGAGAAACGCGAAGCUCUGUGGCGAAAGUACAGAUCUGUUCUGCACCCUAAGCAUGCCUUCUUGAUGACCUUGCGGUUCUCGUUGUCCCAACUGUACGGCCACGCAGAGGGCUACCUUUUAGACGACCUGCCGGAUAUUCUGUUGGAACGGAAGAUCGAAAUCUGCAAAGACAUCCUGUCAGUUGCAGACGUAAUAGAACCUGGACUGUCAAGACUUAGAGGCAUGACUCUGUACGAACUUCACGCGCCACUGUUGCUGUUCGCCCGUAGCCAAUGGCGCUACAAGGAGAUUGACGACAGACAGCUGAGAGUGAGACUAGAAGAAGCAGAAAAGUAUCUCAAAGAGGCAGUGGAUAUUCUUAAAUUUGAACAUUCAUCCUCACCAGAAGGAAAGAUCGCGGUGGCCAGCGAGGAAUCUCUGCAACAGCUCCGUGAAUCCAUUGCAUCUCUUCCCAUGACAUAACAUGUUUAUCGAGUGUAAAGCAAUAUCUCUCAGUAAAUUCCAUUGGUUAGA
Molecule: messenger RNA, 1841 nt
Organism: Cryptotermes secundus
Lineage: Eukaryota; Metazoa; Arthropoda; Insecta; Blattodea; Kalotermitidae
Gene: SmydA-3
Product: SET domain-containing protein SmydA-8
Exons: 7
Coding region: 150-1790 (546 amino acids)
Molecular function (GO): protein binding
Source: RefSeq, a predicted model, not a curated record